Molecule: messenger RNA, 2760 nt
Organism: Striga hermonthica
Lineage: Eukaryota; Viridiplantae; Streptophyta; Magnoliopsida; Lamiales; Orobanchaceae
Source: the annotation of a GenBank genome assembly
AUGGGGAGGCGAAAGGAGCGUCGACUCGCUGCAAUUAACGCUGCUGGCCGUAGAGUUAAGCUCGAUCUGUUAGCGGAACCCUCUGGAGAUGUGGGUGGUUCUUCUGGCAAGGAACAAGUUGGAGGGGAUGGUGAUCCCAAAUCUCAUGCAACCAGUUCACCUUCAUCUUCAGGACCACAACCAGUCAACCCUCUCCUGUUGCUUGAGCAAUAUAGUGAUGAUGAGUUGGAUGCUGGGUCUAGUGAAAGACAUAAUCAUGCUGCCACAGAGGGUGCUUUUAUUGGCAUUGAUGAUGAGGGAAAAAUUGCUGCUAGUGAAGAAACUGAGGAUAGAGAGAAUAAUCAUGACCUUCCUAUGGGACAACAUUUGGACUCUUCAGAGAAACUUGAGAAUAGCACUGCAGAAAUUGGUUCUAAUAAUUUGCAGAAGCAAACAAAUAAUAUCGAAGUAACCACAUCUCCUGCUGCACCUGAUCCAGUUGGAGAUGUGAGUUCUUGUUGGAAGAUGGUAUUACAUGAUGAGAGUGGUCAGUACUAUUACUGGAACAUUGCCACGGGUGAAACGUCAUGGGAAGUACCAGAUGUUUUGACCCAGGCAAGUGUUACGACCACAGAGAAAGAAAUUGAAGACGCUGAAAGGAAAGUGGAUGCUGCGAUUGGCCCAUGCAAAUGUGGAACAUCGGUAGAUAUGGAUGAAGGUGAUAUGGCUGCUAAGAAACUUUCCAUGACCGAUACCAGUGACCUUGCUGAUCAAGGGACGAAAAUAGAUGGAUCCAUCGAGGGAAUAGAAGGAGAAUCUAUUGAAGAUAAAGAAUGUAACAGAGAUGUGAGCCAAAGCAGUGAAGUAUCCUUGCCUGAUAGACAUUCUGUGGAAAGAAACAGUAGGGACGACUUUACUGAUCCUUCUUUGGAGCUGAUAGAGAACUGUGAAAGCCUAUUAGAGAGACUGAAAUCUGUGAAAGGGUUGAAUGGCCUUCUAGAAUGUCGAGAUCUUAAAAUGAAGUACACAGUGGAAAUUGAGACAAGACUGGCUGACAUUAAGGCAUUAGCAUGUCAUGGAUUAUCCUUACUGCCAUUUUGGCUGCAUUCUGAGGGUCAGAUUAAACAACUUGAAGCUGCUGUAGAUGGUAUCGUGCAAUCUUGCCACUCCAAAGCCCUGGGUGAGUCUGGGGCUGCAUUAGAAUCAUGUGAAGGAAUCGAUGGUGAAACUGAAACUGGCCCUAGUGAAAAGAAGGCACAAUUUACUGCCGCAGUGUCUCUCCCUGAGUACACAUUCAGGACGCCAAAUCAUGGAGCUAAAAAUGAUAUCGCUACUACCAUCGGACGUGUAUCCACCGACAAGGAAAUGGAUGGAAAAAAUGAAUUAACUCGAAAUGUAGAGAAUAACGAAUUAUCCUCCAUACCUGCCCUUCAUUCUGCUGAGGAUAUGGACAUGGAUGUGGACAUGGAAGUCGAUGAUACAUCUUCAGUUAAGUGUCUGCAUGGAGGUGCAUCUGAUGCUCAUUAUCUUGCGUCGACUGCGCAACCAAAUAUGCACCAUACACUUGCAGACCAGGCAUCCUUUGCGCCAGGGCAAGAACCUGGUGUUGCUCCUCCUGUUCAAGAGUGGAUUCCGCCACCACCCCCAGACGAUGAACCGUUUCCUCCCCCACCCCCAGAUGAUGAUCCUUUCCCUCCUCCGCCGCCAGAUGAGCCUCCAGAAUCUUCAUAUCCUUCGGUAUCUCAUCUGGGUUCAGUUCAACCGUUAACUUACCCAGAACAUUAUACUCUAUCAUACCCUGUUUCUAGUAUUGGAUAUUAUGGGCAAACAACCCUUCCAAUUCCGGGCACUGCUCAAUAUACGCACCCUGAAGCAGGGCAGUUAGCUGUUGCCCACUUACCACAUUACUAUGAAGCAGCUACAAACAUUUAUGCCGUUGCUCCUCCAGUGGCGAACCCUGUUGGGCCUACAACAUACUAUGGCCUUCAAAAUGGAACCUUGAAUCCUGUUCCGCUAGCUAGUGGUGUUCCCAAGUCUUCAGGCAUGGGGGUGCCUACUUCGGAAACUAUGGACCCUGGUGCAGCGGUAACCAUGGAUUACCACCCAGAAGCUGGGUCCAAUUUGGUGCUAGAGACUAAUCUUACUGUUACCAAGUCAGGUGAUACCAUGGUUGAGGCCCCUUCUGAGGAAGCGUAUUUCUCCACUGGAGCUCCGGCAACUUCCUCAGUUGUGAAUGGUGUUUUUGUCCCAUCAACAUCUGACACCACCGCAUUGAUUCCUGCUGCUGCGGCUUCUGCCUCUUCUAAAUCUCAAUCUAAGGUGCUGCGUGGCAAGAAACGGACUGUUGCGGUGGCAACCACAUUGAGAUCUAACAAAAAAGUUUCCAGUCUGGUAGACAAGUGGAAAGCAGCAAAAGAGGAGCUGCACGAGAGGGAAGAAGAACCUGAAGACGCUUUUGAAAUCCUAGAGAGGAAAAAGAAAAGAGAAAUAGAGGCGUGGCGAGCACAACAAAUUGCUAGUGGGGAAGCCAAAGAGAAUGCUAAUUUUCAGCCGUUGGGUGGUGAUUGGCGAGAACGAGUGAAGCGUAAAAGGGCCGAAAGGAUGAAGGAAAACGAACAAAAUUCACCAGAUGUUGCUACAGAUGGAAGUCAGAAACCUGAUCUAGUGGAACUAUCUAAAGGUCUUCCAUCUGGAUGGCAGGUUUACUGGGAUGAUUCUUCGAAGCAAGUCUACUAUGGAAAUGUGCGGACAUCAGAAACAACCUGGACUAAGCCCACCUGA